AUGACAAUAACGUUCAAAACUCCGGGAGGCUUUCAGUUGAACCCCCGGAUUCCCGCGGCCGCGGAGGUUGGUGGGUCCACCCGCGGCCGAUCUUGCGAGUGUGUCUACCCGCGGCGGACGGGCAAAUUAUCGCGGAGAAUCUCAUCUGUUCGGAUCGAUCGUGACCCUGUGGCUGAUGGCGGCUUACCCACAACUCCCGGCCUCCUCCAUACUGACCGUCCAUGCGAACCCCAGAAGAUUAACGAGCCAUGGGCGGCGCCGGUAGAGUUCCCGUCUGUUUAUUUUGUUGACCGAUACGUCUUCCAGCAGCAUCGUAUCCACGUCCCGACCGCCUGUACCGGGACCAGUGCAUUUCCCACCGGUUUCAUAGGAGCAACCCAGGCGGAGCAAGACUCGUACGUCUCGGCCUUCUUCGGUGGAGUCCACAGAUGGCUGCCUGUUCUCGAUGAAGAGCGCUUCCGCGCCCGGUUACUGGGGAAAACGCCCGUGGAGUUGCCCGCGGAUGUGGCAUUGCUUCUUCUCUGCAUGAGGCUCAUCACCUCGGCACCCUCCGAGUCGUCACGAAACGGGACCCGCACCGACCUUCAUCUUGCAGCUAAACGGGGGUUUCUAAACUUGGAGAUGGCAGGUGUUCUGUCUGUCGAAUCUCUGGAAGCUGGCCUGCUCAUCUCUCUCUACGAGAUUAGCCAUGCCAUCUACCCAUCCGCGUUUCUAUCAGUGGGCGCUUGUACACGCUACGGCCAGGCCAUGGGCUUUGGCGGACCCAAUACCUUAAAGCUACGCCCUCCAUAUAAUCGCAGCGAACUUGAAGAGAGUAGACGACUAUGGUGGGCCGUUGUUCUCCUAGACAGAUAUCUCAAUCUCGGCUCUCCAAGUCGACUCGCCUCCGUCCAUGAUCCAAUAGACGAUGGUAGCAUGGUCGUCUAUGAUGAUUCUCAAGAAACAGCCAACGCCAACAGCUUUGGAUCCAGCAAGUCCGGGCGGCGUGACCAAGGUUGUCCUGCCUUGAUUGCACAGGCCACUAGACUACUGGGAAAAGUGCUGCGGCACACAUCCAAUAGCUAUUGCUCUGAAGUGGACUUGGAAGCCCAGAGUCUCGAACUCGAAUUGUCGUUACACCAACGGCAAGAAAACGAAUCCUCACAACUAGGCCGCACAAUAGCCUCACUCAUCGAUGCCGCAGAGACUGAAGCCAGGAAGUGGGCAGUUCCUAUCGAAGAACAGCUUAUGAUUUGCUACAGUUCUCUCUUUGCUCUCUAUAACCACUACGAGGCCUGCAAAGGCGAUCAUGCGCAGUGGGACGAGCUGACAUUGGCCGCUGUCGAAGCAACAAGGGUGAAAGUCAUUGAGCGGUGCAAAGAUCUCCUUUCCGACCCAGCAAGCAGUUUGGAGAGCAUCUCACCCUUCUUCCUUCACUGCAUUUAUAUGGCUGCCAUUUCUAGCCAAUCCGCGCCGCAGACCGCUACCGCGACAAGGGAUGUGCUUGUGAAAGCGCUUAGACGCCUUGAGCGUCGUUGGCAAGCAGCUGGUGAGACCAAUGUCCUGUGA
Messenger RNA from Trichoderma aggressivum f. europaeum, 1548 nucleotides. Its product is annotated as transcriptional regulator family: Fungal Specific TF. Lineage: Eukaryota; Fungi; Ascomycota; Sordariomycetes; Hypocreales; Hypocreaceae. Gene Ontology annotation, molecular function: DNA binding; zinc ion binding. The transcript has 5 exons. The coding region runs from base 1 to 1548 and encodes 515 amino acids. Gene Ontology annotation, biological process: DNA-templated transcription. The record is from RefSeq and is a predicted model, not a curated record. Gene Ontology annotation, cellular component: nucleus.